Lactuca sativa (garden lettuce) is the source of this 1144-nucleotide messenger RNA. RefSeq names its product integral membrane family protein. Gene Ontology annotation, cellular component: chloroplast. Lineage: Eukaryota; Viridiplantae; Streptophyta; Magnoliopsida; Asterales; Asteraceae. The record is from RefSeq and is a predicted model, not a curated record.
UGCAAGAAAGAUAUAGUUUUGGCAAUAAUUUGAUACUGUUUCGUAGUUGUGUAGGUGUCGAUAACUGUGGCCUCCCAACCUAAUAAACCAACAAUCAGCGAUGAGCAUCGAUGUGGCUAUGGCUAUGGCUAUGGUUACUGCAACUUCAGCACCUCCUGCUCUUCUUUUCUCCGAUACCAAAUUCCCCUCCUCUUAUGGCUACCUGAAACUCACUUCUACUCACACCAACACCACCACCACCACCCAUCUUUUUAGGGUUUCUACACAACUCCAACUCCAUAGACACAGAGGGGUCAAGUGCCAAGCUGCCGGAGACGACGGUUUAUUGGAACCUCCAACUCCAAGAGUCUAUCAAGGAAUUUACGGCCCCUGGUCCGUUGAUUCCUCCGAUAUCCGUGAGGUCAUUUCAUACAGGUCCGGACUAGUUACAGCUGCUACAUCCUUUGUUCUUGCGUCAUCAACUGCUUUCCUGCCUGAUGAUUUCUUCGUCACUGAUUUCUUGAAGCAAAAUAUCGAUAUUCUGUACGCAAUCGGAGCUACUGGAUUAGGGUUCUCACUGGUUUUGAUUCAUAUUUACGUAACUGAGAUUAAGAGAACUCUUCAAGCGCUAUGGGCUCUUGGUGUUGUCGGAUCAUUUGCAGCAAAAAUAUGUCUCGCUCAACCUGCAGAUGAAAGUUUGAUAAGAUAUGUCAUCGACAAUCCUUCUGCAGUCUGGUUCGUUGGUCCACUAUUUGCAGCCCUAACUGGUCUUGUAUUCAAAGAAGGACUUUGCUAUGGGAAAUUGGAAGCUGGUAUUCUAACAUUCAUCAUUCCCUCAGUUCUUCUCGGACACCUGAGUGGGCUAAUGGAUGAUGGUGUUAAGGUCAGUCUCCUUGGCGUUUGGAUGGCACUUUUUGUUAUAUUUGCAGCUAGAAAGUUCACUCAGCCUAUUAAGGAUGACAUUGGAGACAAAUCUGUGUUUUUGUUCGAUGCUCUGCCUGAGGAAGAAAAGGCAGCUUUGGUAAAGAAACUUGAGCAACAACAGAAGUCCUAAGAAUCAUCAUGUACAUCCAUCCUCACAUUCAUUACAAAUAUACUGUAAUAAUAAACAUCAUCCUGUAACAAAUUUUGAGCUAUAGAUAGAACAAGUUCAUAAACCAGUAAA